Molecule: messenger RNA, 1902 nt
Organism: Prorocentrum cordatum
Lineage: Eukaryota; Dinophyceae; Prorocentrales; Prorocentraceae
Source: the annotation of a GenBank genome assembly
GUCGAGGGGGCGUCCGACCACCUGCAGGCAGCCUACCAGGCGAUGCUGCAGGACGUGGGGUUCUCGGUCGGGGCUGCCGACGUGAAGGGUGCCUUCCACCGCAUGCGGCUGCCGCCCUGGAUGAAGCGGCUCCUCGGUCUUCCCGCGCUGAAGGCAGGGGAUGCUGGUCUGCAGGGUACCGUGCUGGACGGCCGCGUGUUGAGCUACGACGAUGUGGUCUACCCAAUUCCUGAGGCGCAGCCGAUGGGUUGUACGUGGGGCCUGUGCCUCUGCCAGAGCGUGGGGCGCUGCGUCUACGUGGACAACAUGGGCGUGAUGGGCCAGAAUGGAGAGCUCGUCAGCCGCAGUCUGGACCAGCUGAUCCAGGCGUUAGGGCUCGAGGUCCAUGGACGAGAGGUCCAGAGUGACGGCGUCGAGGUAUUGGGGGUGGUACUUGACGGCAAGGGCAACCAGACUCGGCCCUCGAUGAAGAGGCUCUGGGGAGUGAGGCAGGGGAUCGCUGGCCUUCUGCAGCUUCGAGAGGUGCGAGGAGAUGACCUGCGAGUGCUGUUGGGCCAGUGUGCCUACAUAGGGCUCGUCCGCAGGCGAGCGCCCGGGCGAGCCAAGAAGAGCGCCGAGAACAGCGCCCAGGAAAGCGCCAUCAAGAGUGCCCAGAAUAUGGCCCAGGUGAAGGAGGGCGUUGUCCUCCGCGUAGACGAGGGGGAUAAGCAGCCGACCGAAGGCACGGUGCGGGGGGGCUACAGGGUGGACCCCGGUUUCACAGAGGUGCCCUCCAGGCGCGUCACUGGAAAGCGGGCGCAGUCAGCAGGGCCGAGCUCGAACGGCACUACCAGCGAGUCCGAGGGCGCCAACGCCGCCAAGCGACAGCGGACGCUGUCGAGCAGGGUGAAGCGCCGCCAUGCGGCCGUAGCUCGGGCCAUAGGCGACGGGGUGCCGAUCGAUCGCUACCUCGAGGCCAGCGCGGUGACGCCGCGGGUGAGGGCCCAAUGCCAGCGAGUGCUGGAGCAGCUGAAGGACCGCUGUGGCCGCCAGGACUUCUUCGAGAUGCCGACAGAGACGAUCGAUGCUUGUCUGGUCCACUAUUUCAUUUCUUUGUGCCUGAUGGGCGAGCAAGCGUCCACGGGCAUGUACGUGGCGGUGGCUGUGAACCACUUCUACCCGAAGUAUGGCCGCUUGGGAGCCAGCUCCCUGCCUCGCGUGUGGAAGGCGCUCAAGGGCUGGAAACGGCUGACACCUGGCCGUUCACGCAUGCCCGAGCCGCUGAUUAUCUGGUGUGCGCUCAUGCAUGGCUUGGUUUUGCAGGGGCAGCGUAUGAUGGCCGUAUUUCUGGCGUUGGCGUUGUCGACAUAUCUCAGGCCAUCCUCCCUGUUCAAACUGCGCCCUGGGGACAUCGUGAAGCCGUGUGCUGGCAGUCCUCGCUGGGGCCUGCUGAUGCACCCGCAGGAGCGGCUAGCACCCGACAAGACGGGAGAGUUCGACCUGAGUGUGGGGCUGGAUUCAAGGUGGCUGCUGUGGCUGGGACCGCUCCUCGAGAGCAUGCAGGAGCUCGACCCUCGGCGAUCAGUGUGGGACUUCGACUACCCGAUGCUGCUGCGGAGUGUGCGCCAGACCUGCGACAGCCUUCAGCUGCGACGGAUCACGCAGUGCCAGGCGAGACACUCGGGGGCGAGCAUCGACCGAGCCAGUGGAGAGAGAUCCCAGGCCGAGGUGCAACGCCGUGGGGGCUGGCGCCAGCUCAAGAACAUGGCGCGGCACGAGAAGAGCGCGCGGCUGGGCCAGCAGACGCAGUCUCACAGCGCGGUAUUGCUAGCGUACGGGGAGCACUGCCUUCGCGAGCUGGAGCCCGCCUUGCUGUGGGGCCGCGCGGUGCCUCGGCCAGGCGGCAUCCCGCGUUGGGCGAAG